Thunnus maccoyii (southern bluefin tuna) is the source of this 2035-nucleotide messenger RNA. RefSeq names its product high choriolytic enzyme 1-like. Gene Ontology annotation, molecular function: metalloendopeptidase activity; zinc ion binding. Gene Ontology annotation, biological process: proteolysis. NCBI's taxonomy places the organism in Eukaryota, Metazoa, Chordata, Actinopteri, Scombriformes, Scombridae. The coding region runs from base 241 to 1026 and encodes 261 amino acids. The record is from RefSeq and is a predicted model, not a curated record. The transcript has a single exon.
AUCCAUCUAAUGACCAGACAUAACAAACUAUAUUGAAACAGUAGGUUUGCCUGUGGUCCUCCCUUCACAGGUUUAUUUAGGCCUAGCAGUGUGGACCUCAACCCAUAAUCCUCCCGCAGACACACCUGUAGAGGUGAGUAUAAAGACCCUGGACUGAACUGAGUCAAACAUUAAGCUUCAAGGAGUCUCUCUAAAGCAGCUUGCCACAGAAGCUCCACAGACACCAGACCACACCUGAAGAUGACUCCCUCUGUCAGCCUGCUGCUAUUGCUCCUGCUCGGCCUCUCUCAGGCACAUCCUCUCCUGGAGGAAGGAAGUGGAGAAGAGGAGGACGACAGUGUUGAUAUCAGCACCAGGAUUCUGGCCUCCAACAAUGCCACAGAUGAGAUCUUGCUGGAAGGAGACUUGUUGGCUCCCAGAACCAGAAACGCCAUGACAUGCUGGUCCCAGAGCUGCCUGUGGAGGAAAGCCUCCAACGGCAUGGUGACAAUCCCCUUCACCAUGAGCAGUCAGUUCAGCAGCUGGGAAAGGCAGAAGAUCGAGAAUGCCAUGAAGGCCUUCCACAGCAGAACCUGCAUCCGUUUUGUCCCCCGUCAGAACCAGUACGACUACAUCAGCAUUGAGAACAAAGCCGGAUGUUUCUCGGCUCUGGGAAGAACAGGAGGCAGACAGGUCCUCUCUCUCAACAAGCAGGGCUGCCUCUACCACGGCAUCAUCCAGCACGAGAUCAACCAUGCUCUGGGCUUCCAGCACGAGCAGACCAGGAGCGACCGCGACUACUACGUCAGGAUCAACUGGGAGAACAUCGACCCGCAGAUGGCUUACAACUUCUACAAGCAGAACACCAACAACCUGAACACGCCCUACGACUACUCCUCCAUCAUGCACUACGGAAGGACCGCCUUCUCUAUUCAGUACGGCAGGGACUCCAUCACCCCCAUCCCUGACCCCAACGUCCAGAUCGGACAGAGGCAGGGCAUGUCCUAUUGGGACAUCAUGAGGAUCAACCUGCUCUACGGCUGCUGACAACACCACAUCUGAUCUAAAGUUAUCAUUUAGCAAAACAAAUGAACUCAAUGCCAAAUACAACAAAUUCACAUUUUUUCUCCGAUUACAUGUAAUGAAUAAAACGCUACUAAAAUGUAUGUGAUCCAUGACAUACUCUUCACAUUCUGUGACUGUAAUCUUUGAAAUGUUCACACAAAGAAAUAAACAUCAAAGAGCAAAUGAAGUUCCCUCAUGUGUAAUUAUCUGUGAAAAGGUUAAUGCAGAAUGAAAUUAAUAUAGUUGGUUAGCAGAGGAGUGAGUCAGGUUUAAUGUUUUACAGCCUGUUAAUUAAGUUCACUUAUUGGGAAGAUGUUAUUUCUUCAUUUGUUUCUGAAUUCUGUCCUUCCUUCUGUCUACCUCUCUCCACCUCAGGUGCACUACACUAACAAGUUAAUUAUUUGAAGUCCCACCAAAUUGCAGCACUGUAACAUCUACCUGAGGUCUUUCCAAAACCAAAAACAUGAGUAAAAGUGUAAGAAGUGGAUUAAACAGUGUGUUUGACUGCUCUAACAUAACCUGCUAAUGUUAGCAUGCCGGGCUUAUUAGUUAAAUGACAUACUGUUCCAUAGCAUUAGCUGACUACUCUAUAUUCUGGAUUCACAGAUCAGGUUAUAAAAAUCCCUGUUCAGGACUCAUCCCGUCUGUGUAACAUGGUCCUGGAUUCUACCAACUGUUAGACUUUAGGAUAACAUUAUGGACCUGCUGUCCUGCUCUGUAUUGGAUUCAGGUGAAUUUACUCGAAAAGGCUUUCAAAUUUCAAAUUUCAAACGCAGAACAUUUUCUUUAUUUUUACGUGAUGUUGCACAAAAUUUGGUACAUCCAUUCACAGUUCCCAGAGGCUGUAUUAUAAUGACUUUGGUGAUCCUUGGACUCUUUCUCUAGCACCACCAUGAGGUUGAGGUUACACUUAUUUAUUGAAAUAUCUCAACAACUAUUGAAAAAUUUCAUAUAAACAUUUAAACAGCACCACCAGCCUGUUGACGUGUAC